ACACAGAGGUCCUCGUGUUUCAAGAACCUAGAACUGAGUGUAAAGUCACAGCACUCCUUACAGCUCGCAGCUGAGAGAAAUUCUCUUCCUGCGUUUGCUGGGAGGCGUGCACAGGAGAUUCUAGUCCUCCAGUAUCCCGUCGAGCUAUCAGUUUGGACCUUCCCCUCCAACACCACGGGUAAAGUUGCAGAGAGUUCGGUUCUCGCAGCAUCUAGAUUGCUGAGAGGGGUUUGGAAAUGUCCGAGGUGUUUAGCAGCGAGGUUUUCCUCGCAUACUCUACCUAUAGCACCAUCGUGUUGCUGAAGAUGCUGUUGAUGGGACCCCUGACAGGAUACUUCAGGGUCACUCGGAAGGUCUUUGCCAAUCCUGAAGAUGCCAAGGCACAUGGCGCCAAGGAUGAAGAAUCCAAGAAAGUGUAUUUGAGGACUGAUCCCUAUGUGGAACGUGUGAGAAGAUGUCAUCAGAACGACCUGGAGAACAUUGUUCCAUUUGUCGGCAUUGGUCUGUUGUACGCCCUCUCUGGCCCUGACCUGAAUACAGCUCUAAUGCACUUCAGAAUCUUUGUUGCUUCCAGAAUCUUCCACAGCAUUGCUUAUCUGGUUCCUCUUCCCCAGCCAUCACGUGGCUUGAGCUGGAUAGUUGGGAUGGGAGUGACCUUUUCAAUGGCUUACAGAGUGCUGAAGGCAGGAGUGCACCUUUGAAAGCAUUGAUUAACACAGCAUUCUCUUUCCAAACCUUGUUCUUUUCUUCGUUGCACUCAUUCUGUUCAAGUUUAGUCUCUGUAAUUGUGUUGAUUAUAAUGGAAGUAUAAAAUGUAAAUCAUUGCUGAAAAUGAAGGGGAAAUGGAAGACAAAACAAAAAUUUUCCAAGCCAGGUUUAACUCAGUGUCUGUGUGUGUGCCUGACUAGCUAGUGUCUAAGCUUUUUCUUUUUAAGUGGGUAAACCUGUUUUGGGACAAGUUUCCAAGAGCAAUUAGAACAAUGACAAUUUGGCAGUUAUACAGCAUCUGAUCAACAAAGGGCCCUGCAAUGAUUUAAAAUAAUAUCAAACACCUCUUGUGUGAAUUAAUUGGACUGUUAGGUAUCCCUCCAUUUUGCCUUCUGGCUCAUUUAAAGGGGUUUUACUUUGCAAAUGUGUAAUUAGUACUAGUAUGCUGUUGAUCUGGUUUUUGACCCUCUGGUAUGUGCUCACUACUUUAGUGGGGAGGUAGACAGCUCACUGACCAUGCCCUGCAGCAAAAGAUAUUUUCUGCUCUGUUCAUAGGUGUUAUAGCAUACCUCUGCAGCAGGUGGUACUUGAUCUACAGCCUCCUGGCUCAGCUAAGGGCACUGCCACUGCUCCACAAGAGCUCCAGCAGCAGCAAAAAAAAAAAGUAGAUGAAGUAAAGAAUAUCUGUGCAUGAAAGAAGGAGUAUGUUGCUGGUUUAAGUUAGUGCUGAUGGUUAUGGCUACUGUGUUAUAGAACAAGGAUGAGACCCAGGGCUGGGUGGCUUCACUCUUAGAGAUUGGUUAAAGGCAUGCAGUAUUAAAUAGCAUAAAUGGUGUUUAAUCUCUCUUUUGCGAUUGAAAUGUUGUCAUUUUAUCUUGGAAACUAUCAGAUAGCAAAGCAUUAAUUUGGGGGCUGUAGAAUUUUGAACUUUCUGGUUUAUUAGGUGCAAAGUGCAAUGUUCUGAUCUGAUAGGAGUAUGAAUUUUAACUUAAAGUUGACUGCAUAAUGUGACAAAAUCAGAACAAUCCUCGACAUUGUGCUUUACAAUCCGUGGUUAUAGCAAGUUAAUUCUUCUCAAUCAUAAGUGUUGUUUUAAAAUGAUGUAAUACACCCAGCCCCCUUACUGUGCUGUUCUGUGUAUAUGUUGCAUUGAAGUGAAAUAUUUCUUAAAUUUACAUUUUGUUUAAUUUGUUUUAUGAAUUAAUAAAUGUUUGCAGUACACAUUAAGCCUUCACACUUCUAGUCUGAAUGACGACUGCAGGAGAGUAGCUAGUCAAAAUGUUGAAAGUUUCUACAGUGGUUUCCCAGUCCAAAAAGCCAUAGGUUUGUCUCCUACUUAUCAGAAUGUAAAGGUCAUGACAAAUGGAGAGAUGAUCUGUGAAGUUCUGUAACUGUUGCAAGUUGAGUGGUUUUGCAGCAUGCACUGUUCAGACCAUCGCAGAUGAUCUCCUUCAUUUGUGGUGCUUUCUAGCUGGCUUUAGUCACGUCCUUUUUGCACACCACCCCCCCCCAACCAAAACAAUCCUGCCCCAGAGGGAUGGAAAGAUGGGCCAGGAUUCAUGGCGCCCCUCACCUCUAUUAAAUUUGUUGUGAAUGUUUGAUGGGGAUUAGACCAAAUGUGAUGCCCCUAAAUUGUACUGCUCGCCUUUGCUCAUGUGACACUUGUCAAAAUGGCACUAAUGACCCCAUCCCCACUGGGGAUAAUGGGGAAUUAAAAAUAAACACUUUAAGGCAUCUAUUCAGUUGUAACUUAAACUUGUUGUUUAGUAUUGAUUUUUGGGUUGCUAAUGAGUUAGAUUUUAUAAAGCUAUGAUUUUUUUUUUAAAUGGGAUUGCACUUUCUAGUUCUGACAAGCUUUCUUUGUCACACAUUUCUUGCUAUAUUCUACUAUAUAUUAAUAAACACUUGAUUGAAAUCUA
Molecule: messenger RNA, 2627 nt
Organism: Rhincodon typus (whale shark)
Lineage: Eukaryota; Metazoa; Chordata; Chondrichthyes; Orectolobiformes; Rhincodontidae
Product: microsomal glutathione S-transferase 1-like
Exons: 4
Coding region: 237-701 (154 amino acids)
Cellular component (GO): mitochondrion; membrane
Molecular function (GO): glutathione transferase activity
Source: RefSeq, a predicted model, not a curated record